Molecule: messenger RNA, 1348 nt
Organism: Suhomyces tanzawaensis NRRL Y-17324
Lineage: Eukaryota; Fungi; Ascomycota; Pichiomycetes; Serinales; Debaryomycetaceae
Exons: 2
Coding region: 441-1337 (298 amino acids)
Source: RefSeq, a predicted model, not a curated record
UCUAAAUGAACAGCUGUGAUGCUUAGAAAUAAUACUUUACACCAAAGUGGCAGUAAUCACUGAAUAGUACCUUAUAGUUUCUAUUUGUUCCUAUUAUUGGAACUUUAAUUGAGAAAUUGAGCUCUUCGUCGUAUGAAUCGCUAGAGGUUCCUUCAGUUGUGUAGUUAGCUGUAGCAUCUUUAGCAGUAUGAUAUCUCAUGAUAUUUCAAUUGUUCUAGUCCCAAACAAAACAACUAUAGCCAUCUUAAGUGUUCUCCCUUUGGUUUCGGCUGCCAUCAUUCUGGGUCAUCUGCUAAGAUAGCUAUAUCGUUAUUUAUACUCAAUAUAGCUUACUAAUUGAAAGAGCUUAUCCCACUGAAGUCCUUCUACGAUUGUUUAAAUUACAUUAAUGCUUUUUCCUCAGCAAAAUAGUUUUUGCAGCCUUUAUUACUACACCUGUCAUGAGUCAGUCGUUUGCCUUAGCAGUGGCGAUAGUUCGGCUCAAGUGUAGUCAGAAAUUAACUUGUGGCUACGAAGAGAUUUUUGGCAAAAUUCUUACGAAAAUAGAAAACACCGGAGUGACCAAACCAAACAAUAUCCAUGCAGAGAGGAAAAGACGCAAGAUAUCUCCUCGUAAAACCCCAAUCGGCGAUGAGGACGAUAUAGGUUUCAGUAGAUCUCAUGGGGUGCUUACUUUGCCUUACGAAGUGCUUUCCAUAAGCAAUACCAACGUGGAUGACCUCUUGCGAGCUCUCAAGCAACUCAUUCGCUCGCCAAACCAGUCCGACAAUCGUCUGCUUGUGAACUCGCUUAUCAAUCUUGUCAUUGACCAAAUCGAAGCCAUGUGCUUCGUCAAGAUUGCAACCAUCAGGCUCAUCAACGAGUGCACGGUGGCCCUGAUCGAGGAAGAAUCCAGCUGUUCACCAUAUUUGAACUACAAGCUUGCAGCAUUGAAAAAGAUCUACGAGGCCCUCCGACGGACAAUUAACCAAAACAUGGCCAAACCCGUCUACUUUGAAACGAAGGUGCUUGAGUUCUGCCUAUCUAAUGUGUAUCGCAUCAUGUCUCUCUUAAACGUCACCUUUGACCACGAGAGCCCGUCGAUACAGAAGCUUGUGGAUGCCAAUCAAGCAGUUUUCACCAAGUCCGGGUGCCUAAAUAGCAAAUACUUCUACAAACUCAAACUGAAGAGUGCAGCCAAGAUGCUCAUGCUUUUUAAUAUCUUGUUGAUACAUGCCUUCAGUAGAAACAAGAACAAAGUCCUACUAGGUUUGUUGAUCACAUACGGCGAUCCAAAUAUAUUACAUUUCUUUCAUUCACUCAGCUAUUCAGACGGGGGUAGAGAGGGAAAUAUAUGAAUGAAUAGAUU